Molecule: messenger RNA, 961 nt
Organism: Paramecium pentaurelia
Lineage: Eukaryota; Ciliophora; Oligohymenophorea; Peniculida; Parameciidae
Source: the annotation of a GenBank genome assembly
AUGGGUGGAUGCUUAGAUAGAGAAAGAGAUAAACGAAGAAUUUUAGAAUAACUAUCAUAUUCUUAAAGGCCCAUUCUUAAACAAUCAAACGAAUUCAACUAUUAGAGGCAAAUUUAAUCAUAAUCAACAAAGAGUUAGCAUAUUGAGGUUCAAUAACCUCGAUAUAGUCUUUUAAAAUAUUCACAAAUAUCGAGUAAAUAGGGAAAUCAAUCAGUUAGAAGUGAUAACUAAUCCUAUUAACAUAUCAAUCAAAACAAUUAAUUUAUCUUAUUAUAGAGAGGAGAACUUAGAUAAUUUUUGAAAACAAAUCAUAUGGGAAUAGAUCAGAUUAUAACUAAUCCAUUAAAUCCAAGUUAAUUGAUUAUAUGCUUUGAAUAAAAUGAUAUCACAGAUACAUAAAUAAGUGAGCAGGUAAUUUCUAACAGUAAUUUUCACAAAUUGUAUAUGGAUAUUAAAGAUUUUAUUGGGUAUUUGCAUUAUCUUAUUGUAGUUAGCCAGACAAAAAAAUAGUUGGGAUCAUUCUCGAGAACAGAAACUAAAUUUCAGUUUUAUAUAAGAAAUUAAAUCCAAGAUAAGCAAUGAAUAACACAAUUGAAAUUCAGCGUAUUUAUUUACUUUUAAUUUUAGUGGUUGAUAGUGUUAGCUAAGAUUAAUUAGAAGAAAUUAUUAAUGAGAGAAUGUAGGAUAAUCUUAUAUGCUGCACUAUUUUACAAUUUCCUGAUUGUGCGUUAUUAGUUUUUUAAACUUGUAGAAGAUAAAUACAAGCUCUAAACGUUAUAUCUUUAGAAAUGCAGUAACUAAAUUCAAUAAACCUCUCUUAAGAAAUUGCAGGAAAAGUUGAAAUAUUAUAAAGCAAUGAUGUAAUAACAUAAAAUAGAUUUAGGAAUUUGAUUUUAUUAGUCUGUUGCCUGAUGUUAAAAAUAAAUCUCUCUAUAUUUUAAUGUCGAUUAAAUAAAUAUGA